AUGGACGUAUUAGAUGAACUUGAGUCGCUGGCCGCCGCUGUGGUUCAACAGUCCGAACAGCCUGAUGAACCAGACCACAACGAUAUAAAGCAAUGGCAGUCAUUAUUUGGGCUCACAUAUGCUCAGUCUCUUCAAGAAAUACAGGCCCACCGGUCGAACUUGUCGCGAACAAGAGUGUCGGAUUCGCACUGGGAAAUUGUACGUGCCGAAAAGGAAGCCCAAGGAUUCAGCAGAGAGGCAUACGAAUACUCUGCGACUUCGAAAGCGACAAAGCCCUCGGCAACAAGAGUCACCCAUGCAGCCAGCAACCAAAGUUACCUUUUGAAGCUGGAAGGACCCCUAGGCAGCGCAGAGGUGGUCAAGCGAGCUUCGCGGUCGAAGAAAGAUCCCGCCGUCUAUUACGGCACAGAUGACGAUGAUAAACCAGCCAUAUUUUGCAAAGUCGACUCGCUUGCUAGAAGCACUAUCUUAGCCUACUUGUCUGAGAUCGAGUCGCGAUUCCAGCCAACAUUCAUUAAGUACUCCAUAGCUACAAAAGAGCUAUCGAGGACCUCCGCAUACCCGACUCUCGGAAUCGAUGCCACGAUGCCACAGUAUCGCCCUUCGUCGACAAAUGAUACGAUUCUCACCCCCUCUCAAAACCAGUACCCUGUCUGUUACUUCUUUUAUGGGACUCUCGCCGAUCCUACAGUGCUAGGAAGGCUCCUUGGCAUUGAGCCAGUGUACAAGGAUGCGACUGUCUAUGGAGGCACUCUGUGUAUGUGGGGAGGAAAAUAUAAGGCCAUGAUAGACAAGCCUCGUGGGGUUGCACAUGGGAAUGCGUUUUGGGUUCAGAACCAAGCCCAGGAAGAGAUCCUCCGUUGCUAUGAGACUGAUAAAUACGAAGUUGGGAACGUGACGCCAUGGUUCUAUGAGACUACACUGAUCGCAGCGGCAGGCAGCGAUGCAUCUUUUGGACUGGCGGGCAUCGAUAGCACUAUGCGACAUCCCAGUGUGGAGAUCCAACUGCCGAAUCACCUGGUCCUGGUGUCUACCCAUCGAGAGGCUAAUCUCGCAGUAGCGGAGUCCCCUUGGAAUACCCGUGGGUGGACUUAUCAAGAAGGACUAUUCGCACGACGGCGCCUGUAUUUCCUCCCUAACCAGAUGUAUUGGCAGUGUCGUGGCUUUGAAGCUCAGGAGAGUUUCCAAUUUCCCUAUAAAGCCAUCCGUAACGGUGUUCUACGAUCAUCUUUACCAGCUACGGGUGACACAGCUUCCCAUAGCCAAUCCAGUCCAGUUUUGCGCGUACAUAAGCCAUAUGUACUUCCCGCAUUGCACGAGUUUGGUCGAGGCAUCGUUGAUCUCGAGCAGGAGGGAAGCGAGCCUGAUAUUGAAUUUUCAGGUCAGCAUCUUUGGCUUGGAAACUGUAUGUCUCUGUCUCUUUCCUCCGACCGGGCAAGAUUCCAAAAGCAGGAUUGGGGACGGUGGAGGAAACGACGUUGUUCAGAUGUGGGAGAGAAUUGGGGUUCUCCAUGUGCAAGUCAUGACCCCAUCUUACGCGGGUUUUUUGAGGUGCUCGAGGUUUACGGAAUGAAGAUGCACGACCAAGACUAUUUCAUUGCAUGAAUUCCCUGAGAAGGAGAAAAAGCCAGCACCAUAAUUUUCGAUGGAAAAUGACACAUCUAUUAUGUCGCUGUUCGAGCUGGAAAAGGGGCGUGAGAUAUGAUAUACCAUAACAUUGAGCGAAGCUAGAUCUGCGGUCAGUUUUCGAUAAAUCUCUCAGGUGUCUGCCGGACCCGGAUGGCUUGCGCUGUGCAUGGAGGCUCGUACGCAGAGUUGUUCGAUUCGGGGUCGCAGGUAUGGACUAUGUAGAUCAUAUGAAGAGAUUAUAGGUCUCGACACUGCGGAUGGCUUCUUGUAGCCCUAGAUUCUCCUCUGCGUUUUCCUUGUCGUUAUCUCUUUCCCCUUGAUCAAACCGUCGUCUGGCAAAUAUAAAAUACGCCCAAGCUAGCAUAAACACACAAACUGGGACAGCAAUUCCAAACACAAUCCCCCAGAUGCUUUUCACCUUUCCUGCAAGUGCGACCAUGCCGAAUGCAGCACAAGAAGUCAUCCCAAAACCAGCAGCCAAUGUGGUUCCAAG
Molecule: messenger RNA, 2122 nt
Organism: Xylaria bambusicola
Lineage: Eukaryota; Fungi; Ascomycota; Sordariomycetes; Xylariales; Xylariaceae
Exons: 5
Coding region: 1-1605 (534 amino acids)
Source: RefSeq, a predicted model, not a curated record